AUGGACUACCAAAUCACGGUCUCUCCACCAGCCAAACCCCGCCAAAAUCCUUUCAACUCUAUCUUCCGUGAAAAGAGACAGGGACUUCCAUCAUAUUGCCAAUGUACACCACCCACCGUCAAUUGCCCUCCAGGACCACCAGGACCACCAGGACAACCUGGACAGCCUGGACAACCUGGAAACCCCGGACCUCCAGGACCGGACAAUACUGUCACCUAUGCUCCAAUUCAAUGCCCGGGACGGGACACUGGCUGUAUCGAUUGUCCGCCAGGACCACCUGGAUCACCUGGACAGGACGGACAG
Molecule: messenger RNA, 303 nt
Organism: Strongylus vulgaris
Lineage: Eukaryota; Metazoa; Nematoda; Chromadorea; Rhabditida; Strongylidae
Source: the annotation of a GenBank genome assembly